UGUGAGGUGGAAGAAGAAGGGAUUGAGGAGGAAAGUGUGUUUGAUGAGAAAGAGAGGGAACGAGAGAAGAACAAGAGACGGAAAUGGAAGGAGGGAGCUGACUGUUUGAGGAGCAGCAUAAAGUGGGCGAGAGGAGGAGAGAUCGGGAGGGCCAGGGAUUGAGUGAAGAUAACUGACCAAAGGAAGGAGAGAAAGGGGAGGAGAGUGAGGGAAGGUGUCUGACCAAAGGGGAGGGACGGAGAGUGAGGGAAGGUGACAGCAAAGAGAGAAAGGGGCGGAGAGGAGAGUGAAUGUGGGAGAAAAGUGAUUUGAGAGGGGAAAGAAGCCGAUGAGCGAGAGACAGUCUUUGUGCCACAGGAAAUUCCUAUUGCAUCGAAAACCCGGAAUUUUGAAGAGUAUCGUGUUGAAGUUUGCCAGUCAGAAUCAAAAAAGUAUUACCAACCAAAACUGCUCAACUGUAAAUACCUAGAUAUUUAACAAUGACGCCAGAAGGAACAAAACUCAUCAAUGUCAUAAUUCUGGGAUGUGGGUUUUUGUUAGUUUUCAGCGCCUUUCAAACUGGUGGCAACAUAGAACAAACAGUCAUCAAGAGCAUUAACAGUACCCGGUUUCAUGGAAGUGGAUACACCAGCUUGGCUAUAAUUUAUACUGUAUUUUCUGCUUCAAAUAUUUUGACUCCGUCAAUUGUUGCUGUUUUGGGAGCUCGACUUUCAAUGGUCAUUUCUGGAUUAGUGUACAGUGUAUAUUCUGCAGUUUUCAUUGAGCCAUUCACUUGGUCAUUUUACUUAGCUUCAGUCAUCAUUGGAAUAGCAGCUGCAGUGAUAUGGACUGCACAAGGCAACUGUUUGACGACAAACUCAGAUGAAAACACAAUUGGAAGAAAUAGUGGAAUAUUUUGGGCGCUGUUGCAAUUUAGUCUUUUGUUUGGAAAUCUGUACAUAUACCUUGCCUGGAAGGGAGAAACACACAUCUCAGAUCAUAAUCGUAGGACUGUUUAUGUUGCAUUAACUGUAAUUAGUGGAGUGGGAAGUAUCCUUUUUCUCCUUAUAAGGCAACCAGUUUCUGAGGUUUCAUCUACAGAACAGAACAAAUCUGAUGAUGAAUCUGACACUGUACUUGGACCUCAAGAGCAACGAUCACAAGCAAUUGAUGCAAUUCGAAGUGCAAUCUGUAUAUUCUUGACCAAAGAUAUGCUGCUUCUAAGUAUAACUAUUACUUAUACUGGUAUUGAACUAACCUUUUUUAGUGGUGUCUAUGGUACCUGUUUGGGUGCCACAAAUGGUUUUGGGAGUGAAGCCAAAAGCCUAAUUGGUUUAUCUGGUAUCUUCAUUGGUGUUGGAGAAAUCAUAGGUGGUGCAACCUUUGGUUUAUUGAACAAAUUCCUCAGAAAAUAUCUUGGCAUUGGCAGAAACCCUGUUGUUCUUCUGGGUUUAUUAUGUCACAUUAUUGCCUUCUUUCUGAUAUUCUUAAAUGUGCCAGGGGAUUCACCAAUUGUUUCUGAUGAAGGAACUGAUCGAGUUUCUUACUUAAUUCCAAGCAAAAUCAUUGCUAUGGUUUGCAGUUUCCUCCUGGGACUAGGUGAUAGUUGUUUCAACACACAACUCCUUAGUAUAGUAGGAUAUAUGUAUUCUGAAGAAAGUGCUCCUGCGUUUGCUGUCUUCAAGUUUGUGCAAUCUAUCAGUGCAGCAAUAGCAUUUGGCUACAGCAAUUAUCUAUUGCUCAAGUGGCAGCUGCUUAUCCUUGGUGUGAUUGGAUUAUUUGGCACAAUAUCUUUCAUCCUCGUGGAGUGGAAGACAGAGGCACAUUCUCGUGGUUUCAGUUAUAACCGCAUUUAAUCAAGAAACUGCAUUUUCAAAGACCCAAUGAUGCGUAGGUUUUUAAAGCUUAGAUUUAUUUUUAAAUACCACUUUUACUAAUGUUUUUUGAGAAAUUUAAUUAGUUGUAUGAAAAUAUUUCUAAAUAUAGUUUUCAAUGAAACCUUAAAUUUACCAUAAUUGUAUCAGACCAAGGGCCGUCUCAUCAGUGGUGAUUUAACCUGAGGGCCACCAAUUUGGAUGAGCAGAGGGCUUGAGAAGGGGAGUCCUUCAUAAUAAGCUCAACCGGUGUGGAAAUUGAACUCUCACUGUUGGCCUCAAUUUAUGUCGCAAACCAGCUGUCCAGCCAACUUAGUUAAUUGACCUGCUUAUUUGUGGCUAAAAGAUAUAACUGGAGUGAAUGUCAUAAAGCCAAUAAAGUGAAGCUGGUUACUAAAUAGCUGAUGGAAUACAAUAACCAAACAUUUCUGCUGCACAUAAAUUCUGCACUACAAGAAAUAUGAUGAACAAACUAAAUCUGAUCUAAAAUAUUGACUUCACUGAUUUGAA
This is a messenger RNA of Hemiscyllium ocellatum (epaulette shark), 2363 nucleotides long. RefSeq names its product major facilitator superfamily domain containing 11 (gene mfsd11). The record is from RefSeq and is a predicted model, not a curated record. Bases 480 to 1835 code for a protein of 451 amino acids. The transcript is spliced from 13 exons. Lineage: Eukaryota; Metazoa; Chordata; Chondrichthyes; Orectolobiformes; Hemiscylliidae.